Messenger RNA from Camellia sinensis, 1281 nucleotides. Lineage: Eukaryota; Viridiplantae; Streptophyta; Magnoliopsida; Ericales; Theaceae. The record is from RefSeq and is a predicted model, not a curated record.
UCUAAAUUGGUGAUGUAAAUAUAUGUAUUUCAGGCUGUAAUAAAGCAGUUUAGUGGGACCAGUUAUGAAAGUUCUGAUGUGAUGGUCAUUGAUGAGGUUGAAAUGCAAAGACAUCAACAGUUAGAGAAAUUUUACAGGUCUACUCGUGCAGGAAAGGAUUUUCAGAAAGAUAUUAUUAAAGCAGCAGAAGCAUUUACGGCCAUAGGGUACAAGAAUAUUGAAGCAGGGACCAAGUUGUCUGAGGAUUGUUUCAGAUAUGGAGUUGAGAACGUUGAUGACAAGAGUCUAGCUAAGGCUGCAUCUCUAUAUGGCGAUACCCGUAAACAUAUGGAACAGGAGCAAGAAGACAUUAAUAGGCAAUUAUUUUCUCAGAUUUUAGAACCAUUGAGAGCAAUGGUAACUGGGGCUCCUUUGGAGGAUGCUCGUCAUCUUGCUCAACGUUAUAGUCGAAUGAGACAAGAAGCAGAGACACAGGCAGCAGAGGUUUCUAGAAGACAUGCUCGAGUAAGGGAAGCUUCCAUUCCUGAAAAUGUGGCAAAGCUUCAUGCAGCAGAAUCUAAAAUGCAUGAAUUGAAAGCAAAUAUGGCAGUACUGGGUAAGGAAGCCGCAACUGCAUUGGCUUCUGUAGAAUCACAGCAGCAAAGGUUGACAUUCCAGGGGCUUGUUUCAUUGGUUGAAGGUGAAAAAUCAUAUCAUGAAAGAAUAGCUACCAUUCUUGGUGAGGUUGAAGCUGAGAUGGUCUCAGAGAAACAACGAAAAGAGUCUGCUCCUCCUGUAAUUCCAUCCACCUACAGCUUAGAGAAAACAAAGUACUUCUUGGCUGAGGCAAUGCAUGCUUUUGAUGCUGCAUCCGAGAAGGAACUGAGUUUGGCAGUUGGUGAUUAUGUUGUUGUACGGAAGGUGAGCCUAUCAGGAUGGUCAGAAGGAGAAUGCAGAGGUAAAGCAGGCUGGUUUCCAUCAGAACAUGUGGAGAAACGCCUGAGGAUUCCCACCAGUAGUGCAUCUGCUGAAGUGUUUUGAGCUGUGUGGGUACUUGAUUUCAGCUCCUAGAUUGGGCAUGUGUAGAGUAGAUUCUCCAUUGGGUAACUAUGCAUAUUGGGUAUAUCUGAUGUUUGGUUUAUUUGUGAGACUCAAAAACUUCCUUUACAUAUAUGAUUAUGCUUAUGUAGUCUUUCAAAUUUGCCUCGGACUUGUAUUGUCUCAAUUGCUAAAAUAUUGUUUCUUUGUUACUUACCAAGAUGUUAUUGUUGUUGAGUAUUAAAUUGAUUGAGUGAAUAAAAC